UCCCCCGCCCCGGCCGCUGCCCGAAUCAGCGGCAGGAAGAUGGCGGCGCUCAUCCCCCUCAGCCAGCAGUUUUCUACUGGAAAUCCAUUAUAUGAAACUUACUACAAACAGGUAGAUCCAACAUAUACAGGGAGAGUUGGGGCAAGUGAAGCUGCACUGUUUCUUAAAAAAUCUGGUCUCUCUGAUAUUAUCCUUGGAAAAAUAUGGGAUUUGGCUGACCCGGAGGGUAAAGGAUACUUGGAUAAACAGGGUUUCUACGUCGCGCUGCGGCUCGUGGCAUGUGCACAGAAUGGCCAUGAUGUUAACCUGAGCAGUCUGAACUUGACUGUGCCACCUCCUAAAUUUCAUGACUCUAGCAGUCCUUUGCUGAUCACACCACCUUCAACAGAGACUCACUGGGCUGUUAGGGUGGAAGAAAAAGCAAAGUUUGAUGGUAUUUUUGAAAGCCUUUUGCCAGUAAAUGGUUUACUUUCAGGAGACAAAGUAAAACCAGUUCUGAUGAAUUCAAAGCUACCUCUUGAUAUCCUAGGAAGGGUCUGGGAUCUCAGUGAUAUUGAUAAAGAUGGGCACCUGGACAAGGAUGAAUUUGCUGUGGCAAUGCAUUUGGUUUAUAGAGCUCUUGAGAAAGAGCCAGUUCCUUCACUAUUACCCCCUUCUCUCAUACCACCUUCUAAAAGAAAGAAGACCCCUGUCUUCCCUGGGGCAGUUCCUGUUCUCCCUGCAAGUCCUCCACCAAAAGGCAGUCUCCGUUCUACCCCAUCUCAUGGCAGUGACAACAGUCUGAACAGCACAGGGAGUUUGUCUCCCAAGCACAGCAUCAAACAAGCACAGCCACCUGUGAACUGGGUUGUGCCCAUGUCUGAAAAAGUGCGAUACGAUGAAAUUUUCCUCAAAACAGACACAGACAUGGAUGGUUUUGUGAGUGGCCAAGAAGUAAAAGACAUUUUCAUGCAUUCAGGCCUGUCUCAGAAUCUUCUAGCACAUAUAUGGGCUUUGGCAGACACAAGGCAGAUGGGAAAGUUAAGCAAAGAUCAGUUUGCACUAGCAAUGUAUCUCAUUCAACAGAAGGUCAGUAAAGGGAUUGAUCCUCCACAAGUCUUGUCCCCAGAUAUGAUCCCUCCCACAGAGAGGAACAAUCCCAUUCAGACUCUGUCAGGUUACUUGACCCCUGUAGGAACUGAGAUCUCAGCACUAACAGAAAUGCGUCGUGACAGCUCAAGUUCUGUUGGAUCAGGAGAAUUUACAGGGGUGAAGGAACUGGAUGAUAUUAGUCAAGAAAUUGCACAGCUACAGAGAGAAAAAUACUCACUAGAGCAGGACAUUAGGGAGAAGGAAGAAUCAGUCAGACAGAAAACCAAUGAAGUUCAGGAACUGCAAAAUGAUUUAGACAGGGAGGCAAGUAACUUGCAAGAGCUUGAGGCUCAAAAACAAGAUGCCCAAGACCGCCUGGAUGAAAUGGACCAGCAAAAAGCCAAACUGAAGGAUAUGCUGAAUGAUGUAAGGCAGAAAUGCCAGGAAGAAACACAGGUGAUUUCAUCACUAAAAAUGCAGAUUCAAUCUCAGGAAUCGGAUUUAAAAUCACAGGAAGAUGACCUGAACAGAGCAAAAGCAGAGCUGAAUCAUCUGCAGCAAGAAGAAACUCAGCUAGAGCAGAGUAUCCAGGCUGGAAAAGUGCAGCUUGAAACAAUAAUCAAAUCUCUAAAAUCAACCCAAGAAGAAAUAAACCAGGCAAGAAGUAAACUUUCUCAGCUUCAAGACAGUCAUCAAGAAGUGAAUAAGAGUAUAGAAGAAUAUAAUGAAGCUCUUAAUGGGAUCCAUGGUGGUAGCCUGACAAAUUUAGCAGACAUCAGUGAAGGCCUUGGGCAGACAGACAGAAGCCAUUAUGGAGCUAUGGAUGAUCCAUUUAAGAAUAAAGCCUUGAUGUUUACCAAUAACACACAGGAAUUGCACACAGACCCAUUCCAGUCAGAAGAUCCUUUCAAAUCUGAUCCAUUCAAAGGAGCAGACCCUUUCAAAGGCAGUGACCCAUUCCAGCAUGAUCCUUUUGCAGAACAGCCACCUGCUCCAGCAGAUCCAUUUGGAGGGGAUCCAUUUAAGGAGAGUGACCCAUUUCGUGCUUCUGCCCCUGAGGAUUUCUUCAAGAAGCAGGUGAAGAGUGACCCAUUUACCUCAGAUCCAUUCACAAAACCACCCACUUUACCCUCAAAGCCUGACCCUUUUGAAAGCAGUGAUCCCUUCACAUCUUCCAGUGCCUCUUCAAAAGGUCCAGAUCCAUUUGGAACACUGGAUCCAUUUGGAAGUGGUGCUUUCAGCAGUGGUGAGGGAUUUGCAGACUUCAGUCAGAUGUCAAAGUCAGUAGCUUCAGACCCCUUUGCCUCCUCUUUUGGAGGGGUGGGAUUCUCAGAUGACCCUUUCAAAAGCAAAUCAGACACACCAGCAUUGCCACCAAAGAAAAAUGUCCCUCCAAGACCCAAGCCACCCAGUGGUAAAAGUACUCCUGUAAGCCACCUGGGGUCUGCAGAUUUUCCCAAGCCCCAUGAUCCAUUCCAGCCAUUUGGGGCUGACAGCAGUGACCCGUUUCAAAGUAAAAAGGGGUUUGGGGACCCAUUUAGUGGAAAAGAUCCAUUUGCUCCCUCCUCUUCAAGUAAAACUUCUAAAGACUCUUCCUUGGGGUUUGCAGACUUCAGCUCUUUUGGAAAUGAAGAGCAGCAGCUGGCCUGGGCAAAGCGUGAGAGUGAAAAAGCAGAGCAAGAGAGACUAGCUCGGUUGCGGAGACAAGAACAAGAAGACCUUGAGUUGGCUAUUGCACUCAGUAAGGCUGAUAUGCCAAACUCUUAAGCAGAGAUUCUCUGGCUCCACCCUGCCCAAGUGAAACCUUUAAACGUGGCUUUUAUAAAAAUACUCAGCCCUUGGGUUUAUGUUGUGAAAAUAAUUUUGGUCACCUUCAAACUCUGAUCAAGACUGGCUGGUUACGUCAGACUGGGCUCUGUGUGGCUUUUCAAGUGCACAAUGUGCAGGAAACACUGUCUAAGCUCUAUUGUAUGUUCUAGAUAAAAUUUACUGCUUGUAAGAAAUUCCAACCUAUGAUCCUAAGAUACUGAAAGCAAAGUUUCUUUACCUGGAAGACAACGUUGCAUAUGGUAAACUGCAACUUGUGAGUCUGGCUUAUUAAUACCUGGAUUCCACUGGGGUUUUUUUGAAGCUGCAGGAUGAGUUUCAAAGAAAAUGUCAUAAAAAGAUAUUUCUAUAAUUAGCUUUCACUUGUUACAUUUCUUUAAUAAUUCAUAGUAGGCUACUCAGUGUAGCAUUUGUGUCAUCUAUGUCAGUCUUCAGCACAAGUUAAUUAUUAGAUGGUCACUUUUUAUCCAGGAGAUGUGGCUUUUGCAAAAGAAUCUGAUGAAUACAAACAGAAUGAGCUGUAUAAAAUAUUAGGGAUUUGAAGCCUCUAUGAAUGAGUAGUUCCAAUUUAAACAGUUUGCAUUGAGUUUUAAUAAUUGUAUGGGAUGUUGUAAAAGAGGGAGUUAACUCGGUUGUAGUAAAUUGGACAAAGAAUCUGGCAAUUAAAUCACAAGGCAAAAUCUUGCUUUCUCUCAUAAGCAGAUAUGAUUGUGGUACAAUUUUGAGUGCUGCUUUCAUGUAAAAUCAAGCAAUGGGAAACUUACCAAGCUCAAGCUACAACUCGUUUUACCCUCUUUUGCUCCAGCCACCAGAACACAGACCAUAUUAGUUACCCAGCUGACUGUGUAAGACAGUCUUUACCUCUGUUUCUGGAAUUCCACCUAUCUUAUGGGGUUACAGAUGUAACAUAAGUUAGCUGAAAUAAGGCCAAGUUUAACCAGAUUUAAUUUGCCAAAUACAUGUUCAUGUCUAAGUUAUAGCAGCACUGCUAAACUGUAACGGCUUUAAAAUACAGCUUGAAGUAAUAAGUCCAAGUAGGAACAGAUUUUAUAUACACCUGUAGAACUCAGUACUUCCACCUGGUAAGGAUGUGUUUUACACACAGAAUGUGUUUUACAUGUCCUAGAUAAAAAUAAGUCCUUAUGAUAAGUCUGUGAAUUAUUUACUUACUAAAAAUGCCUCUUCUGAUUACAGGAAUUCUAAAACUUCCAUUGUCUUUGCCUUGGACUUCUAUGUCUAAAUAGAGUAGGCAUCUACCACAACAUUUUUUUUAAUGUCCUUAAUGUAUGUUUGCUCUCCUGUCCUUGGUUCUGUAGGAGUACAAAGCUGAACAGUCUGUGGUUUCACUAAUGCAGCCCUUAUCUUACAAUAUUUUCUCUAUUUUUUGGAAAAUGUGGUAUUCCUUCAUCAUCUGUAAUGCUUUCCUAUUUUUUAAGUCCUUGCUUCCUUACCUUACUUCUGGUUUUCACAUACAAAGACAGUGCCUGUUCACUGAAUGAAAAGAAUACGUCCCCAUUCUGUUGUAAUUGCCUUAUUCUGGAUUAUUUCUUUACACAAAGACAAGAAUCACAUUGAAUCAUUUUAAUCUGCUUAGUAGUUUUCAGCUCUGAAACACGACUGAGAUGUGGCAUUUGUUGUCUCUAGGCUUGUGUGACUGUGGGCACAUGACAAAACUGACACCCCAGACCUCAAAAUGCAGUUUUAGGAGUCACAUUUCCCACUUUGCUGUGUGUCUCCUGUGCUCAUGAUAUCCCAAACCAUCUGAAUCUUUAAUUCCCCCUAGAAACAUAGAAGAUUCAUUCUAAUAUCAAACCCAACCACGUAAAGGUCUUUAAUAUAAUCUUUGAUGACCUCUUGUGAAUGCAGCGGAAGAUACUUCUAAUUUUACAGCACCUUCCCACUGUGGUAAUUUUUUCCCUAAAAUGUAUGAGAUUGAAUGAUCACACAUACUAAAAUGUCAACACAUUCUCUUUUCUGUUGGUGUACAGGACUGGAAGUCUCUGAGAGCAAACUUGGGUCUGUCUGUAGCUAACAUGAGAGAAAGCUUCAGCUGUGAGAAAGCAGUUUUCAGAACUGAAUGGCUGCAGGACUCUCAGUGAAGUCAAAUUGUAUCUGUGUAUAAGAUUCUCCUUUUCAUUUGGGCCUGAGUCUUUGUGGUGUCUCUUCUGCUACAAUAACCCCCCAUUCAGCCACAGUGCCAUUUUAGAAAGGAAAACCACUUUUGGACUGUGACUUGGAUGAUGUCACUCCAGUGGGAUGGGGUGGAUGAGCUAAAUAGCUUGAUUCAUUUUCUGAGUUAUGUACCAUAAAAAGACUUUCUGCUACUUUGACACUGCUCUACAAUAUUGUAAUUUAUAAUGCUUCCAAGGCAAUGAGUCUGUGUUGUCAAGAUGUCCAGCAGGAAGCCAGAAAUGUGAAUUAAUCUAGCAUUCCAUGUAGCAUUAGCAGGAAUUGCUCAUGUUCCUAUUUCCUUGUUGACUCAUUCUUCGUAUUUGCUUGGACAGUAACAGAAGAUCAAGCAAAUGAACAAGGACAGCACAUGUUCUCUGCACAGUGAGUUAGAUUUAGUAACCUUAGUUUUACUUCAACAGUUCAAAAUUUUAGACACUGCAGUAGAAGAAAACUCAGCUGUGAUUUCUCCCCAUUGCAUUUACCAGUUUUCCAUACAAAAAGGAAAACUACCCACGUUCUUCCCUUCUGCUUGUAACUCAGUGUUUUGUAGGGCACCUGCUCUUGUUCUUCUAAGACAAAACUUAUUGCAAGACAUUGAUCUUCUUCCUCCAGAACAGUGAAAUUUGAAGCACAAAUAGGCCUGUUGCUAUUUGGGCAGAGAAAAUAUGUACAAUGCAAGAUAUAUCAAAUGUGAGUAUACACAAUGCAUAUACAGUGUACAUUGAGAUCAUAUUAUUUGUGUCUAUGUGUGUAUAUAUAUAUAUAGUGUAUUGUAUAAUGUAAUAAUAGUGUGUGUAUAUACUAUAUAUGUCCACAUACUAUGUCUAGUAUAUAGUUAACUUGUGCUGUACAUAAAAUGUGUAUAUACAAUGAAUAUGUAGAAUAUGCAUAUAUAUUCUAUAUAUUAAAGCUUGUGUUUAUGUAUGUAGCCUCUAAACAGAGAUGGAAUUUUUACAGACAUGCAGAUCAGAUCAUGGCUCUUAGAAUUUCAAAGUUCUGGCGAAAGAAAAGAAAAAAAAAAAAAAAGGAGAAAUUACUGUUUGUAAUGAAUUUGCUUCAAGGUUACUUUCUUUGGCAUGAAAACCUGUGUUCCUUAGCUGUGCCAAGUGUCAGAGGAGCCUGGCAGAAAGCAGGUAUCAUCUGCACAGGUUGUGAUUUCACAUUCUUUUGAGUUUUUCCAGUGUCUUUUUGAGAGGUGGGUUCUACUUCUGAUCUUCUCACAUGUGAUAGUCAUGUCAUGUUUUUUUCUCUAGGCUGAGCAAUGAUUUUUCUCCUCCAUUUCCUUCUAGUUUUACUUUUCUUUCUUUUUUUUUUUCUCCCCCUUUUUGUAAAAAUUAUUUUGAGAGAGCUAUUCCCAUGCCCACGUACACCCCAAGCCAGUCACACGCUGAGGUGGAAAACAUGUUUUUCUUGCUUCAUUCCAGUGAUAGAAGUUGCACAUAAUUAUCCUCUGGAUUUCAGCUCUGUUUUUCCUCUGUUUCCACCUAAGCUCUUACUUCAUGAGGAACAACUUGUCUCUUGCAUUCUUGGCUUUGAAGAAAGAAUGGAGGUGCUUCUGCUUUCUCCUCAGAUCAGUUAUUAGGCUCUGUGGUACCAUGAGCAAUCACAAAGAGUUCAGUUGGCUUUUAUGGUGGCAUGUGUGUGUUUUGUGCAGAGUUAUCGUCACUGCUGGAAUGACUCAUGGAAAACUAUGAAUUGCACCCAGGCACAACAGUUACAACAGGAAAGACAGACAAUUAUUCACGUGGAACCUACGCAUGCAAGCUCUGCAUGUAGGAGACAGGUAUUGAAUUACCCCCCUUAUCCUUUAUAGACCAGUCUGUUCACAUUUGCCUCGAGUGGUUUCCCUAAGUGACAUUCAAAUAGUUGUGCUGUAAAACAUACCAGUCAUUCUGCAAUAAAAACAGAUGCUUGUAAAAGCAGUCCUUCUACCCUAAUGCAGUACAAAAUAUUUUUUAUAUUGGCAAAUUUUUCCUUAUAAAAGCUCUGCCCUGUGAGGAUCAUCAGUCCUUACUGUAUUUUAUUUUGUGUAAUGUGUUCUCAAGUGUAGGAAAUUCCAAACUGUGUCUGACCUUUUUUUUAAUUUUUUUUUUCAUUCCUAUCUGUGAAAUCUGUUGUCAGAAAUUUUGUAGAGAUUAUUUUGUUGUCUUAUGCUCAAAGAUAAUGCACUUUUCUUGGAUUCUUCUUAUAAUCCUUUUGGGGUUACUAUUUCUUCUUUAGUGUUUCUCCAUUGAGAAGAGUAUUUAUUCUGUAGAACUGAGACCCAAGGAAUUUUGGUCCAAGUAGAAUUGUUGCUUUCCCUCUUGUAAGGGUUUGAUUCCUCCCUUCUGCAUUUUAUUCCUUCCUCUCAGGAAUGUCAUUUCUGUUUAAUCCUCAUUUAGAGUUGGAGCUCUGUUAAGGUGAAUUGAUCUGUGCUAAUAAUCAUCUAGUUCAAAUACCUUCCUACGCUGGUGGAAGUUGUUGUGUCAACCAUUGCAUCUCUCUGUAGACUUCACACAAACAUCUCUUCUUAGACAGGAAUUUUGCUUGGAGUUUGGUAGAAUCAUAGAAGAUUUCUUUUUAGAGUGUUAACUGUUGCUCAUUGACACAUUUUAUCAGUUGAUAAACUGCUCCUUUUACUUGAAAGUUUUAUAAAUAAAGGCUAAUUUGUUAAAAAAUGGAAUUUUCAUUUUUCCAACUUCUGCCUUCCUUUUCAAGUUUAACCUUACAAGCUAAAACUCAUAAUGACCAUGGUUCCUUCUGCUGUUGCCAUGAUAAGAGUGCUCUUCUGGUGUCCCUUCUAAUGCCACGUUCCUUAGUCUGACCUAAGAAAAGGUGGAAACACAAGGUGGAAACUGCAAUGUUGACCUAAAUUUGACUAAUCUCUCCAAAUAUGUACAAUAUUGUAGCUAUAUUUAUCUUUCAAAUAUCAUAACAAAUUGAAAGGUAGUUUAAUUUUAACCCAUCUCAUGUGUUUAUUGUUUAAUAUAAUAAGAGAAAUGUUAUUGUUUAAUAUAAUAAAUGAAAAGUUACUUUUUGGAGCUCGUGAGA
Molecule: messenger RNA, 8100 nt
Organism: Apus apus (common swift)
Lineage: Eukaryota; Metazoa; Chordata; Aves; Apodiformes; Apodidae
Gene: EPS15L1
Product: epidermal growth factor receptor pathway substrate 15 like 1
Exons: 25
Coding region: 40-2838 (932 amino acids)
Biological process (GO): endocytosis; endosomal transport
Cellular component (GO): clathrin coat of coated pit; plasma membrane; cytoplasm
Molecular function (GO): calcium ion binding; cadherin binding
Source: RefSeq, a predicted model, not a curated record